AGCAAAAUAGUUCUGAAUGGCUAUCUCUGCUUCAUCCCUUACCCCCAGAACUUGUCCUUGCUUUGUCUAUUGAGUCGCUUCGGCCCCAACUCGGAGACCUGGGGUUUGUUGGUGGAUUUGAGUGGGAUUGGGAGGUCUUGGAUACUGUUCGAAUGCUAGCGAUAUGAGACUUGUGGGUAGUGCUUAUGGGUUUCUAAAGGAACGAGGGUUCUUGCCCAAUUUUGGAAGGUUCAGCGGUAUAGGUACUUUUUUUUUUAUUAAUUCCUGCAAAGGGUGUUCCUUUUAUAUGUUUUGGUUUUGCCAUUUUUUUUUGUCCGCAUUCCACAGUUAAUGAUUUCGCAGUGAACUUGAAAAGGAGUGGGCUUUGCAAUUGUCCCUGUAACAACUUUCGUUUCUUCUUGAAUGAAUGUAGUUCUGCUCUUAACUUCUUCAACAUGCACACUUUAUGCAGCUCUGGAUGGGCCAAGAGACGUUACACCAAGUGUGUUGAAGUCCUCUACUGGUUUAGAUAAUUAGAUGGUACCUUUGUUUUAAUUUUUAUGAAUUUGCCUAAGUUCUUAACGUUGUUGCAUCGUCUUGAUUUGAACUAGUUUGCAUAUAGAAGUUUUUGCAGCUUCAGCAGAAUGCGUAAUUUUAGAUAAUUUUAGAUAAUUGGGAUUGGAAUAAUGUAUGUCGUUCUAUUGUUUUUUGGUUGUUUUACGGUGGUUGGUAUUCUAGCAGUUUUUUUUAUCUAAGAAAUUUAAAGUAAAAUUUCAUUGAAAUAGUUAUGGAUUACCUUUUCCUCUUUCAGUUUCUAAAUUUUCUCCAAAAAAGCGGGGUUCUUCGAGAACCUCAAGCAUUGCAGUGGUUGCUCUUCUGGGUAGAGUCUCUUAUCUGCUUUCUCAAGGGAUUGAUGUCAGACCUAACCUUGCUACCAUACUGGGCCUAGCCUUUUUAGACUCUUUAACUUCCUUGGCGGUACAUGUUUAGCUUUAAUCUCUCAAGUUACUGGCCUCCGUAUAGGCAUCUGAUUCUAGUUCAUGAAGCAGGCCACCUGCUUGUUGCAUACCUUAUGGGUUGCCCAAUUCGUGGAGUGAUUUUAGAUCCAAUUGCUGCAAUGCAGAUGGACAUCCAAGGCAGCUUUAGUUUAUGGAAGUUAUAAAGGCCCAAACUCCCCAUUUUUCUACAGGCUGGAACUCAGUUUUGGGAUGAGAAAAUGAGUAAUGAGCUGGCUGAAGGACGAUCUACCUUCGGCAGGUUGGUAUCAUGAGGUGGUGUCUGAUGUUUGAUGCUGCCUAAAGAUUUAGAUGUUCUUUCCUUAAAUGCAGUUUAGCGUCCAAAUUAUAUUUAUUUCACUUACUAUUUGGAAAAUUGGUCAAUUUCCUUGUUUCUUUAUGGAUGUUAUUCAUCAUGUCUUUGAUGAUCAGUUUUUGGAAAUAUUGACUGCAAACUCUAAAGAAAAUUUCCCAACCUAA
Molecule: messenger RNA, 1454 nt
Organism: Rubroshorea leprosula
Lineage: Eukaryota; Viridiplantae; Streptophyta; Magnoliopsida; Malvales; Dipterocarpaceae
Source: the annotation of a GenBank genome assembly